Molecule: messenger RNA, 1791 nt
Organism: Myotis davidii
Lineage: Eukaryota; Metazoa; Chordata; Mammalia; Chiroptera; Vespertilionidae
Gene: FAAP100
Product: Fanconi anemia core complex associated protein 100
Exons: 8
Biological process (GO): interstrand cross-link repair
Cellular component (GO): nucleoplasm; Fanconi anaemia nuclear complex
Source: RefSeq, a predicted model, not a curated record
GUGUACAGGUUCCCGGGGCAGGUGUGGCACCUGGAGGCACUGGCCCUUCGCCGGGCGCUCCUCGUCCUGUGCGCGCGGAGGGGCAUCUAUUGCUUGUCUCUGGACCAGGCCCGCAGGUCUGUGAGCCAGAGUGAUGGGGACGACGAGGACUGCGAGUCCCCCUCCCCCGUGACCCCUGUGGACCCAGACACCUGUGUGCUCCCCGACGCCACGCUGUGCGCGUUCACGGUGCUGGGCGACCUGCUCAUCGCGCUGGCGCAGGGUCCCGCCCAGUGGAAGGUGCAGCUGUUUGAGUGUCCGAGUCCGGGGGCGGACCCCGGGCCCAGAGGCCAGAUCGGGGAGGUGGAGCUGUCUACCCACAUGCCCCCAGCGGGGAGCCCUGGGAAAUCCCAAGCCCCCCACUUCCGCCCGGUGCUGUGCUGUGUGUCCCUACCCAGCUCCAGGGCUCGGCACAGCCCCCCACAGGGCCCCAAGGUCUUCACGCUGGAGGGGCCCCUCUUCGGGCUCCUCUUUGGAGCCGACGCUGCCCUCCUGGAAUCGCCCGUGAUCCUCUGUGGUCUCCCCGACGGCCAGCUCUGCUCUGUGGUCCUCAAGACCCUGGUCACCUCCCGGUCGGCCCCUGGGGACCCCAAGGCCCUUGUCAGGAUCCUCCAUCACCUGGAAGAGCCCGUCGCCUUCAUCGGGGCCUUGAGGACGGAGCCCUCGGCUGAGGGCCCAGAGGACGCAGACUUGGACUGCCUGGUGGCGCUCGGGCACCACGGCCGGACCCUGGCCAUCAAGGCCAGCUGGGACGAGGCAGGGAGUCUGGUGCCAGAGCUGCGUGAGUACUGCCUGCCGGGGCCCGUGCUCUGCGCAGCCUGCAGUGGGGACAGCCACUCCGACGGCCCGGGAGGCCUGCCCCCUCUGCUGUGUCCCACCAGCCUGGGUGUCUGCAGCGUCGUCACCCUCUCGGUGUCGUCUAGGUCGCCUGCAGGGGGCACCGAGCUCCUGGCCCUGUCGACCAAAGGCCGCCUGAUGACCUGCUGCCUGGACCUGAGCCGUGAGCCCGCUCGGCCCCCCCGGGUGACCGCGGCGGACACGGGCCGGAAGAUCAAGGACCUGCUCUGUGGGAUCGGCACCGUCUCCGAGAGCCUGGGUGUCUGCAGCGUCGUCACCCUCUCGGUGUCGUCUAGGUCGCCUGCAGUGCCCCAGGAGCAGGUUCUUCCCCAGCGGGGAGCAGACGCUGUUGGUCGGUGGCCGGUUCUCGGUGGGCGUUGCCGGUGGGCAGAGACCAGCUUUGCCCAGGAGGGUGGGGGCCAGCCGGCCCGGAGCUGGCACGAGGCCUCUCCUGUGCUGCAGGUGGCGGUGGCCGACCUGUGCCCGGCGGGGCCCGUCCAGGCCGUGGAGAUCCAGGUGGAGAGCUCGUCGCUGGCCAACAUGUGCAGGGCCCACCACGCUGUCAUCGGACGCAUGCAGAGGAUGGUGGUGGAGCAGGCCGCCCGGGGCUCCAGCCCACCCGACCUCCGCGUGCAGUAUCUCCACCAGAUCCAGGCCAACCACGAGCCAGGAAGGGUGACGCUGCUCAGGAGCCACCUGCACCGAGCCCUCCGCUGCCUGGGCCACUGUGGCCUCCCCUCGGAGUGGCUGCGAGGCCCUGCACCAGCCACCACGGUGAUGUCCUGCCUGCAGCUCCUGCCCCAGCCCUCGCGUCUCCACCCCGUCCCAGCCUCCUCCCAGGGGAGCCAGGCCGGGGGGGCCCCCCUCUACGAGUGUCCGCUGCCGAGGCAGGUGGCACAAGGAUCCAGGGCCUAG